AUGAGAGCCUCCGGUGACACGGCGUCCGUCCUCUCGGGACUUCUCGUCUUCGUGCUGUGUCUCGUCGUCUCCCGCUGCCAGGACGAAUUCUCUGGACUCAACUCAGGUGAGGAUCGCACCGAUGAAGGAUCUUUGGUCAAUCACUACGACAACAUGGCCGCCCCUCAACCAGAGUUUCCCCCGGAGCCGGCCCACUACGACGAGGACUACGACCAGUCCGGUCCCACCCCCACCCGGGUCACCAUGAUCACCGGGGACACGUUCCCGUACGCCACCACCACCGAGUCCCACUACGCCAAGGAGGACACGGAGACCAUGCAGGUCCCGUACGAGUUCCCUGCAGGGCCGGACACCGGCUCCUCGGAGGAGUCUGGGGCCGAUGCGGCUCUCGGGGAGGAGGGGCCCACGGAAUGUGACUGUGAACCUGGACAACCUGGAUUCGCUGGCUUCGCAGGACCGAAGGGAUCCAGAGGCUUCCAGGGUAGAACCGGGGAGCCAGGCACUCAGGGCCGAGAGGGUUAUAAAGGAACCAAAGGAGUUCGAGGAAGAGGAGGAGACACCGGACCUCUUGGCGAUGUUGGGCCUGAAGGAGACGACGGAUUCUCUGGUUUCUCUGGAGCCAUGGGAGAACCUGGACUUCCAGGAGACCCAGGCGAGCACGGAGAGCUGGGUCUGAAGGGCGACGUCGGCAUGGAGGGACCGCGAGGAGGCGUCGGAGCUGCUGGUGAGACUGCCCCCCGUGGUGACGCUGGGCCUCUAGGACCAAGGGGAGGUAAAGGUAUCAAGGGCUCUCGUGGUGAUGGAGGCAAAGAGGGUCCACACGGACGCGAUGGACAGAAGGGUCAAAUCGGAGCACCCGGGUUUCCUGGUGACAUCGGAGACAGAGGCUACAAUGGUUACCCUGGACAGCCGGGGGGCUUCGGACCCUCUGGACCAAAGGGAGGUCAAGGUCAUGACGGCCUGCCGGGCAGCAACGGUGACCCCGGAGAAGAUGGUCCCAUAGGAGUCCCGGGGCUGAUGGGAGAGCCGGGGCCGUUUGGUGCUAAGGGGAGUCAAGGGGAUCGUGGUGUGAGAGGUCCCAGGGGCAGAGCGGGCGCUGUGGGAACUGGAGGAGAGCAAGGGGACGCUGGAGUGCCAGGGAAACCAGGACCCAAGGGUCUGAAGGCCCAGCCAGGUUCCAAAGGGGAGACGGGACCUGAUGGGGACAAGGGUUCCGCAGGAAAGAAGGGAAUUAAAGGGGGAAAAGGUCUCAAGGGAAGCGUGGGCGACCGUGGAGACAAAGGACAGCGUGGACCGAAAGGUGCGGUUGGUCGGGAUGGCGUCGCCGGGCCGGUGGGCCCCCCCGGCGUCCCGGGGACCAGAGGAGAACGCGGCUCAAUCGGCGACCUGGGCGUUACAGGCCGAGUUGGAACUAAAGGAGUCCAAGGUCCUUCUGGUCCCGGUCUGACGGAUGAGCAGGUCCUUCAGCUCUGCCGCGGUGUGGUGACGGCCCAGAUCUCCCAGUACGCUGCUUCCAUUCGGGCAAAGUGCUCCCAGGGCUGCCCCAUCAACAACCGGACCCUCAUCGGGCCCCCGGGAGUCCAAGGGCUAGCAGGAGCACCAGGCAAACCUGGCAAAGCAGGGAAAGCUGGAGUGAAGGGAGCCAGAGGUGUUCAGGGCGACAGAGGACUGGAGGGACAGGAUGGAGAGCAAGGUGCCAGAGGUCAAAAAGGAUCUAAGGGCGUCACAGGGGAGCCUGGUAAGGGCCUGGCGGGACCCGGUGGACCACAAGGCCUCACAGGUUUCCCAGGUCACCCAGCCGAGCCCACAAAGGGCAUGGAGGGGCCCCGGGGUCCUCGUGGCUUCCCUGGCUCGGUGGGCCAGACCGGCACGGUGGGAAACGCAGGCGUGCCGGGAUUCUGUGAGGCGCGGGACUGCAGCAUCCAUGCGCCAGUGAUGCGGAAGGAGCAGGGCCUGGUGAAAGGACCUGUCAGUCUGAAAAUGUAACCCGGACCACUGUGGGUUUAAAGAUGGUCCUGGUGGCAACGUGAGGGUUCCUCUCAAUGAUAUUCCACCUGGAAUGAAAACUGAAA
This is a messenger RNA of Limanda limanda (common dab), 2072 nucleotides long. RefSeq lists its product as uncharacterized. The transcript has 26 exons. The record is from RefSeq and is a predicted model, not a curated record. The coding region runs from base 1 to 1986 and encodes 661 amino acids. NCBI's taxonomy places the organism in Eukaryota, Metazoa, Chordata, Actinopteri, Pleuronectiformes, Pleuronectidae.